AUGUCGUCAGACUCCGGCUUCUCUUUCCUCCCGCAAGGUGCGAUCAUCCAGGAGUUCAACGUGGCUGGUCAUAACAUCGUGCUUGGGUAUCCCACUCCCGAACCCUAUGCCGAUUCACCAUUCUUUGGUGAGACCAUUGGCCGCGUUGCCAACAGAAUCAAGGACGCCAAGUUCACUCUGAACGGGAAGUUGUACAAGCUAGCAGCAAACGAAGGGCCUACCCAUAUCCAUGGAGGCGUAAAGGGUUGGGGUAAGAAGAAGUUCAAUGGUCCGCAACCCGUCAGCCGCAAUGGGAAGGAAGCAGUUCUCUUCACAUAUGUGUCGCCCGAUGGAGAGGAAGGAUAUCCCGGCACCGUGGAGCUGAGAGUUUGGUACAUAGCUUGGACAGAGGACGAAGGUGGAGUUACCAAGACUGUGCUUGAAACAGAGUAUGAGGUAGAGCUGACUGGGAACGAGUGUGAUGAGACUGUCGUCAACAUCACCAACCACGGCUACUUCAACCUGAGUGAUGGACCCACCAUCGAAGGGUCGGUGGUGACGCUCCAUACUUCGAAAUAUCUGGUGGUGAACAGCGCGCUGAUCCCGACCGGGGCGAUUGAAGAUUUCCCGGGCAUUGAAGCAAAUAAACCUUUCGUCCUGGGUGCGACAGAGCCGGAUAUUGACCAUUGCUUUGUUGUCGACACGGAUACAUCAGAUCUCCCUCUGGAUACUCGCCCAAGACAGCUCAAACCGCUGAUUAGCGUAUCACAUCCCACAACCAAAUUGCACCUGGACGUCUUCAGCACAGAACCCUGCUUUCAGUUCUACACCGGGAAGCAUAUCAAGGCCGCCGCAACAGCACAAACUCCAGCAAGAGGUGCACGAGCAGGUUUCUGCGUGGAAGCGAGCCGCUUCAUCAAUGCGAUCAACGUGCCAGAAUGGCGGAACCAAGUGAUACUCAAGCGCGGCCAAAUUUGGGGUGCAAGGACCGUCCACAAAGCUUGGAAGGCAUAG
Messenger RNA from Cladophialophora psammophila CBS 110553, 993 nucleotides. RefSeq names its product aldose 1-epimerase. Gene Ontology annotation, biological process: beta-D-galactose catabolic process via UDP-galactose, Leloir pathway; glucose metabolic process. The record is from RefSeq and is a predicted model, not a curated record. Lineage: Eukaryota; Fungi; Ascomycota; Eurotiomycetes; Chaetothyriales; Herpotrichiellaceae. The coding region runs from base 1 to 993 and encodes 330 amino acids. The transcript is spliced from 2 exons. Gene Ontology annotation, molecular function: carbohydrate binding; aldose 1-epimerase activity.